AUGGAGAUUGCAUCCAACUACGUCGACCUGGAGAAGAGAAGAGAGCGGUUCAGUGCUGGCGCCGACGGCUCUCUCUCGGUCAACGGAUACAUCAGGACCAACACACCUGGAGCCAAAGGCCCGCAGCUUCCAAAGAUGAUCGACCCCGUCUUCAAUUACAACUCGCAGGCAAGCUUAACUUCUCACUCCCAGUCCCUUUAA
Molecule: messenger RNA, 201 nt
Organism: Guillardia theta CCMP2712
Lineage: Eukaryota; Cryptophyceae; Pyrenomonadales; Geminigeraceae
Exons: 2
Coding region: 1-201 (66 amino acids)
Source: RefSeq, a predicted model, not a curated record